AUGGCUUCGCGCAGCGGGCUCCUUUGGCUGCUGGGCAUAGCUCUGUGUGCUUUGGGCGGCGGCCACGGCCCGCGUCCCCCGUACGUCUUUCCCCAGCGUCGCCUUGGAGUACAGGAGCGCCGAGAUCUGCAGCGAGAGAUCCUGGCGGUGCUUGGGCUGCCUGAGCUGCCCCGACGCCGUCCGUCACCCGCCACCUCCCGACAGCCAGCGUCCGCACCGCUUUUCAUGUUGGACCUGUAUCACGCUGUGGCUAAUGGCGAUGACGACGGUGGGCCCCUGCAGCCCCACCUGGGGCGCUCCGACCUCGUCAUGAGCUUCGUCAAUAUGGUGGAGCGCGACUGUACCCUGGACUACCAGGAGCCACACUGGAAGGAAUUCCACUUUGACCUAACCCAGAUCCCUGCUGGGGAGAUUGUCACAGCUGCUGAGUUCCGGAUAUAUAAAGAGCCCAGCACCCACCCGCUCAACACAACUCUGCAUGUCAGUAUGUUCGAGGUGGUCCAGGAGCACUCCAACAGGGAGUCUGACUUGUUCUUUUUGGAUCUUCAGACGCUCCGAUCUGGGGACGAGAAAUGGCUGGUGCUGGACAUCACGGCAGCCAGUGACCGCUGGUUGCUGAACCACAAGAAGGACCUGGGACUCCGCCUCUAUGUGGAAACCGAGGAUGGGCACAGCAUGGAUCCUGGCCUGGCAGGUCUGCUGGGACAACAGGCACCACGAUCCAAACAGCCUUUCAUGGUUGGUUUCUUCAGAGCCAGCCGGAACCCUGUGCGAACCCCUCGGGUUGUAAGGCCACUGAGGAAGAAGAGGCAGCUAAAUAAAACCAUCCAGAUGCAGCACUUGAACCAACACCUAGGAAUCUUUGAUGAUGGCCACGGCUCCCGAGGCAGAGAUGUUUGCCGUAGGCAUGAGCUCUACGUCAGCUUCCGGGACCUCGGCUGGCUGGACUGGGUCAUCGCCCCCCAGGGUUACUCAGCCUAUUACUGCGAGGGGGAGUGCAAUUACCCACUGGGCCACCGAAUGAACUCUACCAACCACGCCACCAUGCAGGCCCUGGUCAGUAUCACAGUCAGGUGCCUGGAGGAGUGGGCAGGGAUACACCUGAUGAAGCCAGAAGUCGUCCCCAAGGUGUGCUGUGUGCCCACCGAGCUGAGUGCCAUUUCUGUGCUCUACUAUGACAGAAGCAACAACGUCAUCCUACGCAAGGAGCACAACAUGGUGGUCCAGGCCUGCGGCUGCCACUGA
Arvicola amphibius (Eurasian water vole) is the source of this 1245-nucleotide messenger RNA. RefSeq names its product bone morphogenetic protein 8A-like. The coding region runs from base 1 to 1245 and encodes 414 amino acids. Lineage: Eukaryota; Metazoa; Chordata; Mammalia; Rodentia; Cricetidae. Gene Ontology annotation, molecular function: growth factor activity; cytokine activity. Gene Ontology annotation, biological process: SMAD protein signal transduction. The record is from RefSeq and is a predicted model, not a curated record. The transcript has 8 exons. Gene Ontology annotation, cellular component: extracellular region.